CCGCACCCUGUCCCCCCGUUCGCACACUGCCCGAGCAGCGCCCGCCCGCCCGGCCCGCACGCUGCCGACACCUCGGCUGCACCCUGCCCGCACCCUCAGCGCACUGCCCGCACCCUGCCUGUACUGCCUGCGCUCUGCCUGCACCCUGCCUUCGCCUCGCGAGCACCCUGCCCGCACCCUGCGGGCACUCCGCACCCUGCCCGGCCCGUGCCCGCACCCCGUACGCACUGCGCGCCCUGCCCGCACCCUGCCGACACCUGGGCUGCACGCUGCCCAUGCCCUGCCCGCGCCCUGCCCGCGCCCUGCCCGCCCUGCCCGCACAGCCAUUUCCGCAGCCACAGCGGUUCCCCGCGCCUGCACCCGGCAGCGUCCCGGGCCAGCCCCGCGCUCCCCCGCCCCGGGCCCCGAGGGGGGCGGGGGGGGCACCGGGUCCCAGGGCACCGCGUACCGGGAUGCCCGUCGGGGUAGGCGGGGCGGGGCGGGGCGGGGCCGGGCGGAGCGGCGCGGCGGGGCGCGCACCCGCGAUGACCAUCGGCGGCCCCCGCGGCCGCCACCCCCGCUUCCAGAUGCCCUGUCUGCGCAAGAUGGAGCGGAUGAUCGUCAGCAUGCAGGACCCUGACAUGGGCAUCAAGAUGAGGAACCAGCGCUUGCUCAUCACCGUCAUCCCCCACGCCAUGACAGGGAAUGACAUCGUGGAGUGGCUCAUCCAGAAGUACGGCAUCUCCGAGGAGGAGUCGCUGCACCUCGGUAACCUCAUCGUGAAGCACGGCUACAUCUACCCUCUCAAAGACCCCCGCAGCCUGGUGCUGCGGGCGGACGAGUCACCCUACCGCUUCCAGACCCCCUAUUUCUGGACCAGCACCAAGUGGCCGGCCACGGAGCUGGACUAUGCCAUUUACCUGGCCAAGAAGAACAUCCGCAAGCAGGGGGACCUGAUCGAGCAUGAGAAGGACAACUACAACCUCCUGCACAAGCGGAUCAACCACACGUGGGACUUCGUUGUGAUGCAGGCGAGGGAGCAGCUCCGGGCGGCCAAGCAGCGGCGGAAGGGUGACCGCAUCGUCAUCGACUGCCAGGAGCAGGCAUACUGGCUUGUCAACCGGCCCCCGCCGGGAGCCCCCAACGUGCUGGAGCAGGGCCCUGAGCGCAGGAACUGCCACACCACCCGCGUCCAGCUGACCAAGAACAUGGAUUACUACAAGCGGGAGAUCGAGUACUGCAGGAAGGCCAUAGCCAGGACCAGGGUGAAGUCCUCCAUCUGCCUCGAGGGGUACAUCAAGUUCAACGAGCAGUAUGUGCCCCACGACCCCAUCAUGUCCGGCUGCCUGCCCAGCAACCCCUGGAUCACGGACGACACCACGUACUGGGCCAUGAAUGCCCCCACGGUGCUGACCCCCACAAAGCUGCGUGUGGAGCGCUGGGGCUUCAACUUCAGCGAGCUCAUCACUGACCCCCUCGGCCGGGCACAGCUCCUGGAGUUCCUCAAGAAGGAGUUCAGUGCUGAGAACCUGAGCUUCUGGGAGGCGUGCGAGGAGCUGCGCUAUGGGGAGCAGUCCCGCAUCCCUGAGAUCGUGGACUCCAUCUACCAGCAGUUCCUGGCUCCCGGGGCCACACGCUGGGUGAACAUCGACAGCAAGACCAUGGAGCGGACGCUGGAGGGCAUCAAGACGCCCCACCGCUACGUGAUGGACGAUGCCCAGAUGCACAUCUACAUGCUGAUGAAGAAGGACUCCUACCCACGGUUCCUCAAGUCGGAGCUCUACAGGAACCUCCUGGCCGAGGCUGUCAUCCCGCCGGAGACCAAGAAGCGGGUCUUCCCCUUCAUGCGCAAACAGCGGCACUCCAGCCCCAGCCCAGCCCUGCUCCUGCCUGCGGGUGACACCGAGGAGAAGAGCAGGGCCCCCCCGGCUGCCCCCGUCCCCGAGGAGGAGAGCUGAAGGCCCCGGCCCCCCACCAACUUGGUCCAGCACCCUCCAGCUUGGCCACAGCCCCCCACCCAGCACGCCCCAGCCCCGCCGCGGGACCCUGCCGGCAGUAGCACUGAAGGAGAGAAGCCAUACCCCCCCCCUCCAGCAACCCCCCAGGGCCAGGCUGGCCCCGCUGCAGCCCCCGCACCCUCUUCUCCCUCGGGGAGCCUGCACCCAGCCGGCCUGGUGCGGGGUCACCCCCUCCCCCCGCCCCCCCGGGCACAAG
Molecule: messenger RNA, 2193 nt
Organism: Falco peregrinus (peregrine falcon)
Lineage: Eukaryota; Metazoa; Chordata; Aves; Falconiformes; Falconidae
Gene: RGS11
Product: regulator of G protein signaling 11
Exons: 17
Coding region: 276-1937 (553 amino acids)
Biological process (GO): G protein-coupled receptor signaling pathway; regulation of G protein-coupled receptor signaling pathway; intracellular signal transduction
Source: RefSeq, a predicted model, not a curated record